Molecule: messenger RNA, 549 nt
Organism: Gigantopelta aegis
Lineage: Eukaryota; Metazoa; Mollusca; Gastropoda; Neomphalida; Peltospiridae
Product: dorsal-ventral patterning tolloid-like protein 1
Exons: 4
Coding region: 18-413 (131 amino acids)
Molecular function (GO): serine-type endopeptidase activity
Source: RefSeq, a predicted model, not a curated record
UCUGUCCUGAUGGUUUAAUGGGAGACACUUGUGAGCACGUGGUCGUGUCUAAGUCAGGAUGUGGCGCUGUUUUGACAUCUGUAUCUGGAACUGUUGAGUCUUCUCAGUUUUCCAAGGGUUACUAUCCCAACGACGAAGAUUGCUAUUGGCUCAUACAAGGGCCGCCCAGUUCGAAGAUCGGUGUGACCUUCCAUUCAUUCGACGUCGAUGACGAAGGUGACUGUCAGUGGUGUACGUGUGAUUAUCUCGAGGCCAAAGUCUACGGAUUUGAGAAAGUUGGACAGAGAUUUUGCGGUUCCUAUGUCAGACCAAUUCAUCACAACUUCAGUUCACUUCUGUUACAUUUCCACGCAGACGACACAUGGAGCAUGAACUCUGGACUCAAGUUUUCCUAUCACAUUAUUCAGAUGUGACGUCAUUCGUUAAAGAGAACGGAAACCAGUUUUGGCACCAAAAUAUUCACCGAACAAUUUAGAACAUCAAUGUGUGUAAAACCUACCUUCGGUGGCCUUUGUUAUCUCGGGGCUUUUUUCAUACAAAAGUGAAAUA